AAUUCAAACGUUAGUUAUUCUGACAAUUGAUAUCUGUGAUUUGAGAACUAAUAUGAACUACGAAUCAGCAUGUUCGUCGGAACAGAACGGUCAACUGCCGCCGGCGACUUCUUCAGUAUCGGCGGGAUCAUGUUCUUCUUCCAACUGCAUGGCGGCGCAAUAUUCGGACGAGGAUGUUUUGGUGUUGGCGGCGACGAGGAAGCCGAAGAGGCCGGCGGGGAGGAAGAAGUUCAAGGAGACGAGGCACCCGGUGUACAGGGGAGUGCGGCGGAGGGGGAAUGGGAAAUGGGUUUGCGAGCUCCGGGAGCCGAUCAAGCAGAAGAGGAUAUGGGUGGGAAGUUAUCCUACUCCGGAAAUGGCGGCCCGAGCUCAUGACGUGGCGGCAUUGGCGUUAAGAGGCGAGUUGGCAACGCUGAAUUUCGCCGAUUCCGUGUGGCGGCUGCCGGUGCCGGUGUCGAAGGACGCUAAGGAUAUCCGGCGAGCGGCGGUGAUGGCCGCCGAGGGGUUCAGGGAGACGAAAGUGGAGGAGGAAGUGGAAAGCAAAUUGAGAGUAGAUGUUUCUAACAUUGACGAUGAAGCGUGGAUGGCGUCUCCGGUGGCCGGAGAGGAGAUGGGGGUGGACGGAAUCAUUGAAAAGAUGGCGGAGGCGGUGCUGUACUCGCCGGCAUGCAUGCAACUGGGGAAUGUUUUCAGUACUUGGGAUGAAGUUGAUCAAGUUGGAAUUGGGAGUGACGACGUAGUAGAAGUGUCACUAUGGAGUUACUCUAUUUGACUCUUCACCACCGUGUACUACACGUGGUGUAUUAAUACUAUUCUAUUCAAUUCAAUACCAUCUUUACCUUAAUUAUGUAGAGAGUUGUAACAUGUACUCCCAAGUCCUAAAUUGUACAUUUGUCUACAUAAAAAAAAAUAAUAAUAAAAUAAAAAUUGUAUGAGAGAAUAGAAAGGGCUGCGUAUGUAGAUUUUAAGAGUUCAAAGUAUUAUUUUUUAAUUAUGUAAGUAGAAAGAGAGUUGAGAAAUAUUCCAUAACAAUGUUACUAUAUUUGUUUA
Messenger RNA from Ipomoea triloba (trilobed morning glory), 1050 nucleotides. Its product is annotated as dehydration-responsive element-binding protein 1E-like. Lineage: Eukaryota; Viridiplantae; Streptophyta; Magnoliopsida; Solanales; Convolvulaceae. The transcript has a single exon. The record is from RefSeq and is a predicted model, not a curated record. The coding region runs from base 53 to 772 and encodes 239 amino acids. Gene Ontology annotation, biological process: regulation of DNA-templated transcription. Gene Ontology annotation, molecular function: DNA binding; DNA-binding transcription factor activity.